This is a messenger RNA of Petromyzon marinus (sea lamprey), 1898 nucleotides long. NCBI's taxonomy places the organism in Eukaryota, Metazoa, Chordata, Hyperoartia, Petromyzontiformes, Petromyzontidae. The record is from RefSeq and is a predicted model, not a curated record.
GUACUGAAGUCUCCUAGGAGACGAGGCGGGGGGUGGUUAAAAGGAUCGUUGUUGAGAGGCUGUGAGUCUCUCUGCGGGCCCGUGUCUUCUUCCGUGCAGAUGUCGAGUUAACACGACACUGGCGUGCCGCCGUGGGGGUCUUGCAGAGAGCAUCUCGCCGGCCUGCGACGCGCCACACCGCGACGCCACGGCCGCUACCGGUGCUGCCGAACUGACACAGCGAGCCCUCUGCCACGACUAUCAUGACACCAACGCAGCCUUAAAUGUGUCGCGCGCGCCAGGAUCGCAGACGUCGCGCGCCCGGGAUGUGCUGACUCAUGCCCGGAGGGACUGUCGCUGGUGAGCUGCUGGAUCACCCUGCCGUGGUGAGCGACAUCGUCCCGCGGUGAGCUGAAUCACCUACAGGAACGCCUGUGGUUCGGAGUUAAUUUGCCGGGCCAUCUGCUGAGCUGCGCCUUUAUUGUCUGCUGAGCUGGAUCGUCAUCUGGUGAGCUGAAUCGUCAUCCGGUGAGCCGAAUUCAGCAUCUGGUGAGCGAGGCCGCAUGCGAGGUAUCCUUCAGGGCCAUCUGGUGGAGCUGAAAUCGCCUGGUGGAGCUGCUGACCACUACCAACGCUGCUACCCGGCCACCGCUACUACCCAACCACCACAGCUACCCAACCACCACAGCUACCCGGCCACCACAGCUACCCGGCCACCAGGAACCACCCCCCGCCCCUACCCAGGGGGGUGCCAUGUCGCGCGAGAGCUGCUGCGAGGAGAUGGAGUGCGGCAUCUGCUACGGGGAGUACUCGCGGCGCGGGCGCUCGGUGCCCAAGCGUCUGCCCGCGUGUGGCCACUCGUUCUGCGGCGCCUGCGUCCUCCUGCUCGCGCGGCCCCAGCAGGGCAAGGGCAGCAGCGCCCUGCCGUGCCCGCUCUGCAGGGCGCUCUCCCUCGUGCCAGCGCAGGGCCCGGAGUUGCUGUCGGCGCUGCAGGACGACAUUUCGCUCACGUCGCGAAUCGUCAGCCGGCCCGACGACGAGGAGGAGGGGGGGGGUCACGUGACGGGCGAGAGGGACGACGACGGCGGCGACGAGGAGGAGGAUGAAGAGGAGGAUGAGGCGAACGAGGUGGUGGUGACGUCGCAGCGCGUGGAGUUGGUGCUGCCAAAAAUCAAACUCCUCCCGCUGCGCAUGUUCAGGCGCGUGCCUUACAAGAAGCUCUUCUGAGUCGUCAUCAUCAUCAGCAGCUGCUGCUGCAUCAUCAUCGUCAUCAGCAGCAUUAUCAGCUGCAUAGUAACCGCAUCAAAAGCAGCAUAAAAACAUUGUCAUGGAAUGCGCUUUUGUGUCAUCAUCAGCAUCAUCAUGAGCAUCAGCAGCAUCAUCAGCAGUGUGAACAGCAGCAGCAGUCCGAAGAACGACAUCAUCGUCGCAUCAUCUUCAUCAGCAGCAGCAGUAUUGUAACAUGAGCAGCAGCAACAACACCCGAAUAGGCAUCAGCAUCAUCAUUAGCAGCAGUACACAUGGGGUGAUCAUCACACUCCUCUGAGUCAGUCGGCAGCAUCAUCGCCAUCAUCAGCGGUGAUGCCACCUCACCGUCACCAUCUCCCAACGUGUGCUCCCUGCUCCUCCUGCCCCCUCGUGUCUCCCACCCCUGGGGGAAGGGGUGAGGGGUGAGGGGGUGGUGCUGGGGGUAGGGAGAUAUUUUGGGGGGUAAGGUCACAACGUAGGCUUGAUGCUGGACAUUAGAGCCACCACCAACACUACCGCCGGCUCCACCACAAUCACGAACGCCAUCGCCAACACCACCACCCCUACUGCCUCUACCGCCUCCACCACCGCCACUGCCACAAUCACCAACGCCACCACUACCGCGUUCACCACAAUCACCGCCACCACUCCUAUCACUACCACCACCAUCA